GCCCCGCCCCGUUCUUAGCUCCGCUCCCCUUCUUCCCGCGCGCAUUUAAUACGUCACCUCCGGCGCGGCGCGGGGAGACGCCGGAAGUGCCUCCAUUGCGAGCGGCGGCGGGGGGCGAGAAGGAGCGGCGCCAUGGUGGAGGAAGUCCAAAAGCACUCUGUGCACACACUUGUGUUCAGGUCUUUGAAGAGGACCCAUGAUAUGUUUGUAGCUGAUAAUGCCAAACCUAUACCAUUAGAUGAUGAAAGCCACAAAGUAAAGAUGGCAGUCAAACUGCGUACAGAGUAUGGCUCGGUGUUGCACAUGCCUACUCUUAAAGAAAACAUGAGGGAGAAAGGAGGCCCAGCCACUGGGGAUCCUUAUGGACAUAAACAGUAUUCUGGAAAUCAAGGACAAGAACUUGAAUAUAUGAUAACAGGUACACAUCCAUACCCAUCUGGGCCUGGCGUGGCUCUGACAGCAGACACUAAGAUCCAGAGGAUGCCUAGUGAAUCUGCAGCUCAGUCCUUAGCUGUCGCACUUCCUGCUUCUCAGACCAGAUUGGAUGCAAAUCGGACAGCUGCUGGUGUGGGUGAGAUUUACAGGCAUGCAGGAAUAUCUGAACGUUCACAGCCUCCUGGGAUGUCAGUGGCUAUGAUGGAAGCUGGUGGAAACAAAAAUUCUGCAUUAGUGGCAAAGAAGGCUCCAACCAUGCCCAAACCUCAGUGGCAUCCACCUUGGAAGCUGUACAGAGUUAUCAGUGGUCACUUGGGCUGGGUGAGAUGUAUUGCAGUAGAACCAGGAAAUCAGUGGUUUGUUACUGGCUCUGCUGACAGAACUAUAAAGAUUUGGGACCUUGCUAGUGGCAAAUUGAAAUUGUCUUUGACGGGACACAUCAGUACUGUACGAGGAGUGAUAGUAAGUGCAAGAAGUCCAUACCUCUUUUCUUGUGGAGAAGACAAACAGGUGAAAUGCUGGGAUCUUGAAUACAAUAAGGUUAUCAGACAUUACCAUGGUCACCUAAGUGCUGUCUAUGGUUUGGACUUGCACCCAACAAUAGAUGUACUGGUAACAUGUAGCAGAGAUUCAACAGCACGAAUUUGGGAUGUGAGGACAAAAGCCAGCGUGCACACGUUAUCAGGACACACAAAUGCGGUAGCGACAGUGAAGUGCCAAGCUGCAGAACCACAAAUUAUUACAGGCAGUCAUGAUACUACCAUACGACUUUGGGAUUUAGUGGCAGGAAAAACUCGUGUUACUUUAACAAAUCACAAGAAAUCUGUAAGAGCAGUAAUACUACAUCCAAGACAUUACACAUUUGCAUCUGGUUCUCCAGAUAACAUUAAGCAAUGGAAAUUCCCAGAUGGAAACUUCAUUCAGAACCUCUCUGGUCACAAUGCCAUUAUCAACACACUGGCUGUAAAUUCAGAUGGAGUUUUGGUAUCAGGAGCUGAUAAUGGUACUAUGCAUCUUUGGGACUGGAGAACCGGUUACAAUUUCCAGAGAGUACAUGCAGCUGUACAGCCAGGCUCUUUGGACAGUGAAUCAGGAAUAUUUGCUUGUGUAUUUGACCAGUCAGAAAGCAGAUUGCUAACAGCUGAAGCUGAUAAAACUAUAAAAGUAUACAAAGAAGAUGAUACUGCGACUGAGGAAACUCAUCCGGUCAGCUGGAAACCAGAAAUUAUCAAGAGAAAACGAUUUUAAUACAGCAACGCACUUGUGCUAUAAUUUCGUUUUGGUUUUCUGGAGAGCAUUCAGUCAGACUAGGCUCUGCCUACAGCAGCAGAGCAGGAAGUCAGCAAGUCAUUGCUUUUUCAACAUGUUUUGUAAUAAAUUUUAUUCUUCUUUCUUUUUGUCUUUUUUUUGGUGUGAAUCCAACAAACCAGUUGCAGCUGUUAAUUUUCUCUUUGUGGCGCAUGUAUAGUUCAUGAAAAGGAUAAAUGUGCAGGUGGUUAUUUUUAUAUGCAUCUACUGAGCAUAAGACUACGCGUUUUGGUGAGCCAGAUUUUCUGAAAGCCCUUUGCUUGACUAUAUAAGUUAAUUGUAAAUUUAUCCAUAGAGGCCAUCUACUGGAGACUUCUUGAGUGACGUUUUUAGAUUUUACAUCAGUGUUGUUUACUGUAUAUAUGCAUAGCAUAUGCUGAAAUACUGUAAUGGAACAGUAUAUAUAUUAAAUUACAGAAUAAUACCAAGAAAGAAAUGGGAUGAUAAAAUACCAAUGUAGUUUGCUUAGUAAACCACACUGGCAAUGCUCAGAGUGGCUGUGUUAUUGAAUGAAAUGGAUUUUCAUAGUGUUUCUUUCUCCAGGAAAGCUUUCACAUGCAACUCCACAUCUUCAUUACUUUGAUUUUGGAGUGGACAUAUAGCAAUGGCUACUGUCAAACUAUGUUUUGUCAGCAGCAGAUUAGGACCAAUUGACUUUCUUCAGAUCGUCUGUUGCUUUUUUCAGUUAUCCAAAGCAUUUAUGACAUUAGAUUACAGGGAACUUCUAAAACAGGUCUGAGGAAAAGCUCUUAAGUCAUUCCAGCCUUAAUUUUAAUUAUUGCUGUCUCCCCCAAGAUCUUACAAAGAAUUAAAAAAAUAUAUACUGAAAGAUGAUUAAUACAAAGGUCAGAUAUGUCAAGGUGUUUACAGUCAUGUAACAAGCAGUAAAUAUGUAAGCCUCCAUGGUGCCAGUGCUGGUGUUCUAAAGCCCUUUGUCUUAGCAGAGGAGAAAAGUGUUAAGUCAUUGAGCCAUUCAGUUGUCAGCAAUUCUGCUAACGUUUUCAAUAGCUGCAGUGGUGAGUUUCAUGCAGGGUGUAUACUGAGAAUUGUUUUGUGGCAACAGCCUUGUGGUAAACUGUUCACUGUAACCACUUCUAAUUUAUGCCAGUCUGACCUUUCAAAUCUGGGAUUUGUGUUCGGGAAGUGACAGUUUGUUGAAAGUGCCUGGAGCCCUCUGUUUAAGAUACUGGCAAUAUAACUUACAAAAAAAUAGUAAAACUAAGUGUCGUUUAUAUUCCAAGACUUACCUCUCUUGUGAUGCAUGGGAAAUCUUGUGUACAUCCUCCAAAUACUGUACUUAUAAUUUAAAUGUUUGACAAUGUCUUCUUAAGGUAGUCCAUGCUACAUGAGUAACUGAAGUUUGGCUGACAGCUAUUGAUUGAAGCAUCAUCACAAAAUAGGAAGUUUUAUACACCUUACUAACUUUGCUGUUGCUCUUCAACACAUACUGAACUGUGUUUUCCAGAUUGCUUUGUUUGAGGACAAAAUAGGAAGAGAUGGGUAUGGUGAUGUUCUUACAAUUAAGAAAAAUACAAAAGCAAAAAAAAAACAAAACCACCACAUGAAAUCCACAUGAAAUAUGGAUCAAAACCAAGCAUUCACUUUAAACUAAACAAAACAACACUAGAAUAAUUUGAGUUACCUUAAAACUAUUUUUUUAAGUUGUUUUCUUUUGAAGUUUAACAGUGGUGUUUCAGGGGAGGAGGAAAGGAGAAGGUAGACUACAGUAACAUGUAUGCAAUCCCCUUUUAAUCUGCUUCUCUUUGUGUAUCUGCCUAGCCUGCGGUUUCUCAUACAUUGUUAGUUUUCUUGCCAUCCCAGAGCCUGGAGAAAAAUAAACCAGUUAUUCUUUUUUU
Oxyura jamaicensis (ruddy duck) is the source of this 3599-nucleotide messenger RNA. It is a transcript of the gene PLRG1, whose product is annotated as pleiotropic regulator 1. Gene Ontology annotation, molecular function: protein binding. The transcript has 16 exons. Lineage: Eukaryota; Metazoa; Chordata; Aves; Anseriformes; Anatidae. Bases 133 to 1683 code for a protein of 516 amino acids. The record is from RefSeq and is a predicted model, not a curated record. Gene Ontology annotation, biological process: mRNA splicing, via spliceosome. Gene Ontology annotation, cellular component: precatalytic spliceosome; Prp19 complex; catalytic step 2 spliceosome.